UGUGAUGCUCGUCCCAUCCCCGUUCCCAAAUCUGCCUCGAUUCCAGAGACGAUUCUCAAGGCCGCAGAGACGAAGCACGGACUGCCACUGUCUUGUCUGUUGCGACGUCUCGGCGCUUUCUGCGCCGCAUCCGCGUUAACGCCUCGAGUCCGCCACGGACAAGAGCAAUCUACCCCAAAGCUCCCAUACAUCGCCACCUCCCGCGGGCUUCCCUCUUGUUCGCAUGCCGUCAUAGCUGCUGAUCGUGACGCUUUGUCCUAUCUUCAGUCUCUCUUGACCGAGCUCGGAAAGCUAUUUUGGUGUUCUUUGCGUUGCGUACUGCAACAAGCGCUUCCCGUGGUUGGUGGCUGUGAAUGGCGCGCGCCUUUUCAAACGGCCUGUCCUUGGAUUCCUUGGUGGCCGGGCAGACUUGACUCUCCUUCCAAACCUCUUGUUACUUUCCACGAAUACUAUCCUUUUCUCUCCAACAUCUUCGAGCCUGUGGGAGACUGCAAUCCAUCCACUGCAGCUAAACAGUCAUAAAAUGAUUACCGGUGCCUAGCUGCGUGUCUUCAAGAGUUUUGCUUGACUUGCCGCAAAAAACCCUUCGCGUACGAGAGUCGCAAAAGCCAAGCGUUUACAGCUCCACGCCAGAGUUGAGAGCCACUACGAUGUCUUCAACCACCAGCACAGCUUAUGAUACGAAAAGCUGGUCACACCACGAUCAAAGCAGUACUCCUGGCAUGACAGCGAGCUCAAGUAACUAUGAUCAAGAUCCGUGGCAUGGCCAAAUGCUCGAUACCAUGCCCAAUUCAACGUAUUAUUCUCCCUCGCUGUAUGCGCAUUCAGAUGUACAGAUGUAUCGCCACCAAGGCGCCACGUUCGGCUCCUCCGCUUUACACCCCGCAUCAAGCCUAUCACCAUCAACAGCGCACGAAACAUUCAGUUCCUCGGAGUAUGCAUCUGAUGCUCCAGCGCUUGCCGAUGCAAUAAGCGAUUACGGCACGCCGAGCUUCGACCACAGCUUCUCAGAUUUUAACAGCUCGCAGAUGAUAAACACUAUUACAACCUCGAGUCUAUUAAGUUCUCAAGGACCAGCAGCUACGCACUCACAAGCUGUUUCGCUUGAUCUAGGCGCUGAAGCUCCCGGUCUUAUUACCGAUACCUCUGCCAUUGCUUCUGAGCACGCUCAGCAACAACAACAAACAAUGCACUCUACCGCCCAAAAUCUUCGCGCUAAAGUGGCCCCUCUUCCUUUGCAGCCCCAGCUUGUUGUAACGAUUGACGAGUAUGAAGAUGGUCUUGUCCAUGACAGCGAGCCAAGACAACAUAUUCGCCGUCGCAACAGCAGUAAGGCCCACCUAUCCCCUUAUCCUGAUGACGAAUUAUUCGAUGAAGAAGAGAAUGGCCAUCAGCCGACACCUGAAGCUCUGGAACCAACCCAAAACCAGCCCGUGGGCGCCCAUAGCAUAGCCCAUAAUGGUCAUCGCGCAGGUUUGGCCCCAAGUGAUCGCGCUAUCUUAAACUCGAACGAGAUACCUUCCUUGGAUGAGCUCGAGAAGCAACAGCGAUUGGACGAGAGAAAUGCUGAGGUGGAGGACUGGCUGAGCAAUAACGAACUUGGAAGCAGUGAGGAACUCAGUCCACAAGCUCUUCCUAGCCGCAGCAAGGUCAAGCCGAGGCCUCGAGCCAAAAGCACGAAUGACAGCCCCCACAGCAGUUAUGGUGGAUAUCUUUAUCACGGCUUGCACAGUCUUCCUGCUGUUCCAGGUCCGGGUUUAACUAUUAACGUCCCAAGCGAAAUGGAUGAUGACGAAGAUUACGAGGAUGAUAGCGAACCGGAUUCUCCCCCAGCGAGCGUCAACCCUUUUGAGUCGGAAGCAUACUUUUCGUUACCGGGUCAGUUUGACGCGAUCCAGUAUUUUAGCUCCAGUAGAGAUGAGACAAACAUGUCAAGUGACCCUCUGGAGAAAGCCGUUGCAGGAAUCACAGCAAAUAUUGCUAUCAUGAGAUUUCGACAGCGCGCGAAAGAUAUUGAUAGCGCAUCCGUUACGGCCACUCUUGGCUCUCGAAGGAUGAGUGAAUCUGAUGUUGGAAGCAUUCGUGGUGCAACAGGUAUAUCGAAACUUUUGCUCAGUCCGCAACAAUCGGAGAGAAUACCAGUGCGACGCAAGAACAGCUUCCUCGAGAACUUCCUUCCAAGUCGUAACAACAGCAACAAACUUAAAAGAAAAAGCAGCCAUCCGGUCGAGCAGGCUGAGAAUGCAAGUUCGGGAUCAGCGUGCUCCCCUAAGGAUGGACAGGGUCCAUUCGCUGCACCGAAACGUAUCGGCAGUUUUGGCCGACCCAAAACGCCAAAAGUUGACACGAGCGUGUCGUCGCCAGCCAAUGAUGCAAGGUCACCCAAAGCAGUCGCCUCAGCAGCAUCUGGCGCGAUUAAGCAAAUUUGGCGGAGCAGAAGUCGCAGCGAUCUAGGAAGGUCGCCUAAGAUGGGACUUGCAGAACUCAUGACGCAACAUGGCGGACCCCCAAUGCCCACUCUUGCCUCGCCACUUCAGCAUCGAGCUGAACCAGCGCCUCAAGUUGCUCCGCCAGCUGAUUAUGAUAGUGAAAACGAGGAUACGGGAGCUUCCGCGGAUGGACUGACCAUGAACUUGUCGGUACGAACCGACAUGCAUAUCAUUCCGACAUAUGACGGCUUCAAAUACAAUGCACGACAACUGAAUCCAAGACUUGCAGAUUUCCUCCUUGACAGAAUCGCACAGGAGCAAGUGAAAAGAUAUGAGCGGUUAGUCAGCUUGAAGACGAAUCAUGCCCAAAGUGUUGCAUUAGGUGUAUGUUCGUCCAAGGCAUUCUGCCUGCUAUCUGGAGGACAAUCCCAAGAUCUACCGCCGCGACCAGGAAACAAAGAAUCAGAAAAUAAUUUGGUCAGCUUUCAGAUCGUUCGCCCUGGAAUGACAGACGAUGAUCUAGGUGCUGGAAAUGUCGGCCAGAACGUUGUUGCUGCACAAUUCCCAACAGGCGUGCUGCUUCCCCCCGUAAACCGAUUGCCUGCUGAAUUUGAGUGCCCAUUAUGCUUCCAGGUUAAGAAGUUCUAUAAACCAAGCGAUUGGACAAAGCAUGUACAUGAGGAUGUACAGCCGUUCACCUGCACAUUUCGACAAUGCAAUGAGCCAAAAUCUUUCAAGCGAAAGGCUGACUGGGUGCGACAUGAAAACGAGAGGCACCGGCAACUUGAAUAUUGGGUUUGCAGUGUUCAGGAAUGCAACCAUACAUGCUACAGAAAAGACAACUUCGUGCAGCAUCUUGUACGCGAGCACAAAGUACCUGAACCAAAAGUACGCACUGGACGCGCCGGCGGACAAAAAGGGCACCUGGAAAACGCACAGAACUGGCAGAGCCAGUCAGCAUUGUCUGGAGAUGGUGUAGAAGACGUCUGGGCCUUGGUAGACAAAUGCCACAGGGAUUCUUCGAAGCAACCCAAAGACGAGCCGUGCAAAUUUUGCGGCAAUAUCUGCACCAGCUGGAAGAAGCUGACAGUACACUUGGCAAAGCACAUGGAACAAAUAUCUAUGCCAAUUCUUCCCCUUGUGGGGUACAAGAAAACGACCGUUGAGCACGCAAGGAAACAGGCUCAGAACAUACGGCAACCGGUGUCUGUAUCCACCAAACCCCUAGAUGAACUUCCCACUUUCCUCUGCGACGAGCCCAUGUCCUUGGAAACGGAGCCGCAGAGUGUAUUGAGUGUUGACAAUUGUCUUAUUUCUCCCGCCAUGCAUAGCUACCCGCCAAUAACCAUGAACAUUCAAGCCCAGAUGGCAACUACACAAGCAGAACUAGCCACAGGCAGCCUAAGCAUGGUAGGCAAUUCCUAUCCUCCGCCUUCAAUUCAGUCGCGAUCCAGAGCCUCGUCGUAUAACGAGCCGGACUUCAUGCGGCCGGGAGCGACUUGCUCACCAGGAAGUGCUCAGGAUCGAAACUUAGUUUCCGCAGGUCCAACGCAGUAUGACAGUAACGGAAAUCGGCAGAUGUAUUUUCCACAAGCCUCUGGGAUUUUUAUGCAAGAGCCUCUCGCAGCGACCAACGUCUAUCUUACGCCAACGAGCAAUACCCCUGCUAGCCUCGGUUACUCACCGGAAGGCAGCACCCACAGCCUUCAUCAGACGUACGGGUUGACUGGAUGACUUACGAUAUGAAUGACGGUUGUAACUAGAGUCUAUCUUUGGGUUCAUUUAUUAGUCCCUGUAUGAUUUUUGUUCCAUCGAAUAUUAAAGUUUUUCUCCACCAAGCAGGGUUGGGACUCUUGAAGCUAUGUGAUGUCCUGUAGGGUUAGGAAAAUCCCGAACGUAUUUUUCUACGUGCCACA
Molecule: messenger RNA, 4345 nt
Organism: Verruconis gallopava
Lineage: Eukaryota; Fungi; Ascomycota; Dothideomycetes; Venturiales; Sympoventuriaceae
Exons: 1
Coding region: 651-4163 (1170 amino acids)
Source: RefSeq, a predicted model, not a curated record